UAUGAUAUUUGUUACACAUCGUUCGACUAUCGCGCGCGCGUCUCUCAUCGGCUCCGCUGCCCCGUCAAACCCAAACACCGGUCGCUCGUCGUGUGCGCGACAGUCGGCCGCGAUCGCGUCCCGAAAAACCGUGUGUUGCGUGCGACUCUUCAGUUUUCGAAACCGCGUUUCCGCACACGCCGCCGGCUCCUGUCCGUCGUGUGAACAGCCAGAAACGCGGGUACCAUGAUCGCGGCAAAGAUGGUGGAACGCGUAGUGCUGGGCACGUUGCUCGUGGUCGUCGCGGCCAGGUGUUACGAUUACGACAAGGUACUACGAUUGUCGCUGAUGUUCUACGAGUCGCAGAGAUCGGGCCACCUAACCGCCGACAACCGCAUCCCGUGGCGUGCCGACUCCGCGACCGCGGACCGAGGCCAAAAUGGCGAGGAUCUGUCCGGAGGAUAUUACGACGCCGGUGACUUUGUGAAAUUUGGUUUCACGAUGGCGAGCACUACGACCAUUUUGGCGUGGGGUUAUUUGAACUAUAAGGACGUGUAUGUGGAAGCUAACGAAUGGCAAAACGCACUGAGCUCGAUCCGCUGGGCGGCCGAAUACUUCAUCAAGUGUCACGUCAGUGACUACGAGUUCUACGGACAGGUCGGUGACUUCAGCUUGGACCAAAGUUUCUGGGGCCGACCCGAAGACAUGAAUAUGUCUAGGCCGGCGUACAAAAUCGAUAAGGAACGACCAGCUUCCGACUUGGCCGGGGAAACAUCCGCCGCUCUUGCCGCCGUGCACAUCGUGUUCGCCGACCUGGACGCAAAUUUCUCGGCCGACUGUUUGAGUCACGCCAAGCAGCUGUACAAGUUUGGUACCCAGUACAGGGGACUGUACCACGACGCCAUCGAAGGAACGUCGCAGUAUUACGAGUCGACCGACUACGGCGACGAGCUGACGUGGGCUGCCGCGUGGCUAUACAAGGCCACGAAGGAAGUUCAGUACUUGGAAGAAGCCGAACACAUGUACGCAAAGUACGGACUCAAUGAACGCCCGAAUGAGUUUUACUACAAUAAAAAAGCCGCAGGUGUGCAGAUGCUUAUGGCCGAACUGACCAACGAGGCGAAGUAUACAGAAGCGAUUCGAAACUUUUGCGAUUACAAUUUAUACGUCCAGAAAAAAACGCCCAAAGGACUGUUGUACAUCGAAAAAUCCGGUACGCUUUGUCACGCAGCGAACAUCGCGUUCUUGUGUUUGCGGGCCGCCGAUAUCGGUAUAAUGUCAACGCAGUACAGGGAAUUCGCUAAGGAACAGAUUCAUUACUCAUUGGGAAACGGAGGGCGGAGCUACGUAAUAGGAUUCGGAAAAAACUAUCCCCGACAACCUCAUCAUGCAGCAAGCUCUUGUCCAAACCGACCGGCGCCGUGCAGCUGGGAGGCGUACCGGAGCCCGAAGCCGAACCCUCAGAUCCUGUAUGGCGCGCUGGUCAGCGGACCAGACGAGAACGACAACUACAUGGACCUGCGGGAGGAGAGCGUGUACAACGAGGUGACGUUGGACUACAACGCGGGCUUCCAGUCAGCCGUGGCGGGGCUCAGGCAGCUGGAACUCGCGGCCGGCGGGAAGAAAUCGUACCGGUCGGAGGACCUGUUCAACUGGAACUGGUCAAACAUUUUCGCGCCGAACGUGACCAACGCCUAACACCGGUCAAGGCGGACACCGUUAAGAGAGAAAAAAAGAAAAAACUUAAAAAAAUAUAAUAUUAAAAAAAACACAUUCCAAAACUUAUACACCCCUUCCGCCCUCUCCCUCUUAUUGUUUUCUUCUUGCUGGCACGCGAUUCCUUUAUUUAUCACCCUGCCCCCUCCCACCCAUGUGUAUUUUUUCGCAUCAAAGGUGACUUCGGCUCAACCACGACCCACGUUGAUUGAUUGACUCGGAAUCCUUCCCCUCCCCUCUCCAUCACUUUAUAUUAUAAUUGAUCAGUGACGUUAGUGGUGCGGAAUAAUUUCUUUUUAUAAUUUUUUUUCGUUCCAGUGGUCUUGCACCUUCGGGUUUUGCGAUCGACGGAACAUCAUUUCUUCGUCUUCAAAUACUUUCAACUCGACAUCGUAUACUUGGAGAUUGUACUUUGAAAUUGAACGUAACCGAAUAAUAAACAGUUCGAAUAAAAUGGAUCGUGUUCCAAGUCACGUUUUCCGAUUAUGUUAUUUUUACGCAAACAGCGAACCUCGAAUCUGCUUCCUGAACAGUACUCUGUUUAGAAAAAAUAAAAAAAAAUGAAAGCUCUAAAGAAUUUUUAAGCUGCUCACUUUAUCUUGAUUUUUUUUUCCAAACACUGACAUCAGUUUUUCAGGGUGUAUUACGGUAGUUAUCUAAAAGCGGGAAAUGUUCCCGAAUACUAUAAAUUAUAAUAGUACACACGUGGGUGAAGAUACGUUCAAUGCACUGCCUACCUACAGGUUCAUCUAUGAUAGUUAAGGGGAGGGUUGUAUUGUCAGACUGCGUGGAGGAAAUAAAGUGUUAAAGUUUCUGGAAUUUCGAAUUGUGAUAUUGAUUUAUAAUGUUUUGGGAUAACUUGUUGCAGCACUACGUACAUGUUGUCGGCACGUUAUGUGAAUAGGCGCAUAGCGACGUCUCGUAACAAAAAUUCAAACGAGUCCUAGUAGUUUUUGGAUUAAAAAUAAAUGUUUAAAAAAUAAGAGCACCGACAAUAGCGUUACGUACUCAGACUCCGGACCGUACUCGUUGUUACGUCGCGUACGGUGCACGACAAAUGUUACGAGAAAAAAGUUUAUUUUUCAACCAUUCAAGUCUUCAGUGAUUUAAAACAGCGUGUCGGACCUACUAUGUAUAAUUUUAUUUAAUAAUGUUUAUUUGCGUGUACAACGUAAUGUAGUAAAACUAGAUUUUUUAAAAUAUAUGUAAUUUAUUUAAUUUA
Messenger RNA from Sipha flava (yellow sugarcane aphid), 2917 nucleotides. Its product is annotated as endoglucanase E-4-like. Gene Ontology annotation, biological process: carbohydrate metabolic process. The transcript has 9 exons. Gene Ontology annotation, molecular function: hydrolase activity, hydrolyzing O-glycosyl compounds. The record is from RefSeq and is a predicted model, not a curated record. Bases 226 to 1677 code for a protein of 483 amino acids. Lineage: Eukaryota; Metazoa; Arthropoda; Insecta; Hemiptera; Aphididae.